AUGUCAACAAUCACAGCAAUUUCCAAAGACCAAAUCGCUUGUGAAAUGUGCACCACUUGUGAAAACCCAUGUCAACCUAUUUUGCCUCCAUCACCACCACCACCAUCACCGUCACCUCCGCUUUUAUGCCCUCCUCCACCAUCACCACCACCACCACCGUCACCGCCUCCUCCACCACCGGUCAAUUAUUGUCCACCACCACCUCCACCACCGGCACGACGUUCAUGCCCGGAAGAUUGCUCUCUACAACCUCGUUCACCACCUUAUUCCAUAUAUCCUUAUUUUUCGCCACCUUUAGCUUACUCUAAUAAAUCCACUCGAUACAAAAAUCAACCUUUCGUUACUUGUCUUAUUAUUGCCAUUGCAUGUCUUUUUAAAACUUUCGGGCUAAUGUAG
Solanum tuberosum (potato) is the source of this 396-nucleotide messenger RNA. RefSeq names its product leucine-rich repeat extensin-like protein 3. The coding region runs from base 1 to 396 and encodes 131 amino acids. The transcript has a single exon. The record is from RefSeq and is a predicted model, not a curated record. Lineage: Eukaryota; Viridiplantae; Streptophyta; Magnoliopsida; Solanales; Solanaceae.